CGGAGCCGUGCGCCAUGGCCGCCAGCCGCCUGCCGCCCAGCGCCCUCACCCUGCGGCAGUUCCUGAGGCGGCAGCAGGUGCUGCAGCUGUACAGGAGGAUCCUGCGGGCCAUAAGGGACGUCCCUGCUGAGGCAGACCGCCGCCAUCUGCAGGAGUGGGCGCGGGAGGAGUUCCGGAGGAACAAAGAUGCUACAGAAGAGGAUGCAAUCCGGAUGAUGAUUACUCAGGGCAACAUGCAGCUGCGGGAACUUCAGAGAGCACUGAAGUUGGCCAAGUCCUGAGUGCGGUUGUGCUGACAGCUGGACUUUCAUCUGCUGCAAAUAAGGACAGUAUUAUUUUUGUCCAGAAUGUGGUUAUAAUAGCAGCCUUUGGUGAUGUCCUGAUAAUACCUGAAGGUAGAUCUACCACAGUGGGUUUGGAUUGUUGUUUUUUUUAUUUUCCCCUUCUUGGCUCGUUUACUCUUCAAUGUGGAAGUCACUCAGAGACAGAAGGCCUAAAAGAACUGAAUGGAUAAUGGAGCACGUCCUUCAGGAAAAGCAGAAAGCCCCCAAAAUUACAACAGCAGUAUUUUGCUAGAGAGAUGAAAGAUAAAUAGAAGCCUGUUUAUUUUGUCUCUCUCCUGCAGUGGUACCUCUGUGUGGUAACAUCUGUGGUGGUAGCAGCCUUUUCUCUACAGUGCUAGGGAUUUCUUUUUUAUGAAUUAAGAGAGCAGAAGUAUAUGGGAUAAAUAAAUGAAAACCAAAGAUGGUAAAACAAUGUUUCAUCAUAUGUCUUUUUUUUCUAAUUCUUCCUUUCUGUGGAAGUUACUGUGGAAUGCUUUCCUAUGGAGUUUAUUUGACAAAAGAUGUGGCUCUGGCAACCGGUGAGAGUGUUGGGGAUUGUAUAGUCAGAAGCCUUUCAGCUUCUAAAUCAGUCAGUGAAAGAUAUGUAUUUAUAAAUAUUUUGCUAAAAAUUUGUAUUUUGUUAACACUUUCUGGUAGAGAGGCAGGGCUGCCACGCACCCACUGGAUCAGGCUGCCCAGGGUUCCAUCCAACUUGGCCUUUAACUCUUGCAGGGAUGGGGCAUCCACAGCUCCUCUGGGCAGCCUGUACUGUCCAUCACCCUCUGGAGAUGCCUCCACAGAUUGGGCAUCCACAUUCUCAGUGUAAGCGUUAUAGUUUUGGUUCUCUACAGUUGAUAUUUAGUGGGAGAAAAACAAACAAGUGAAAAUGAGCAUUUUCCUUGUGGUAUCCAUAACUCCAUGAACUGUGCACUCCUGCAGUCCUUGUCGUUAACGCGAUAGCUUUACUGAGACGAGAGACAUAGGGAGCCCAUUUUACUGCUGCUCUUUUAGACAGCUCUUUUGUGCUGUUCUGCUCUCUGACGUAACUCACAGAGCCAUUGUUCCCAGGUACAAACAGAAGUUUCAUUCAGAAAAACAAGUCAUUUUUUUCUAGUUUGGUCUCUAAAAAGAUGUUUUUUUUUCAAAUAGUACUAUAUGAAAAUCUGUGCUGGAAGAGCCAGUAGUGACCAGCAGCCUUUGACAGCACAUUCUUUUAAUGUUGUGCUUCAGCAAAUAAACCAGAAAAGAGCAAAUGACAUAA
Centrocercus urophasianus (Greater sage-grouse) is the source of this 1584-nucleotide messenger RNA. RefSeq names its product LYR motif containing 2 (gene LYRM2). The coding region runs from base 15 to 281 and encodes 88 amino acids. The transcript is spliced from 3 exons. NCBI's taxonomy places the organism in Eukaryota, Metazoa, Chordata, Aves, Galliformes, Phasianidae. Gene Ontology annotation, cellular component: mitochondrion. The record is from RefSeq and is a predicted model, not a curated record.